UGGAGAGUACAACGGACGCUACAUUGAAAACAUCUUUAUUCAUUUUGAAAUUGUUAAAUAUUAUUGGAUACUGCCAAAGCUACACAUUUUUGCUUACAUUUAUUUAAACUCUUAAACCUUUGUAAUUUUUAGUUAAUUUUCCAUAAUGGCAAAACACAAUAUUGGUCAUCUAGUUGCCAUUAUGUUGGCGCUAGUUUUCUUCAUAGUGGCGAUGGUGUUCACUGGUCUGGCAUCAGCUGGGAAAGCACCAUUUUUGAACCCCACUGGCGACGUUUCUGAUGCUUUAGUGACCCUGAUCACACCGGCAGGGUGGACUUUUAGCAUUUGGGGGAUCAUCUACACUUUUAUGGCUUUGGUGUUGGGUUAUGUCAUCUCUGGCAUCUUUAGGAAGAAUGCCUACGGUUAUGUUUACUGCAGUCCUCCAGUUUUGCCGCAUGCGUUUUACUUGGCCUGGUGCAGCAAUCUGACCUUCAACAUCACAUGGUUGUUCCUGUGGGACAGACUGAUAAUGCCCGUUGCUCUGGUUCUUCUCAUCCUUGUCGCUGUGUCCAACUACUGCAUGAUUCUCCUGUCAUGCUACGGCCUCCACAGCUAUGGAGCCUGGCUCAACAAAUACCACAAAGUAGACCUGUGGCUGCACCGUGUGUUGAUCCAGAAUGGUAUUGCCAUAUAUGCAACGUGGACAACCAUUGCAUCCCAUGUCAACCUAACCAUUGUGUUGAUUGAUAGUGCAAAUAUGAACCAGUCAGACGCAGCCACAACUGCACUCUCCAUUUUGACUGUGUUGCUGUUUGUGUGGUUCAUCCUGGAAAACACUGUCCUGGAUAAACACGUGAGGUACAUUCUCUCCAUUUACCCGUCUGUGAUCUGGGCUCUGGCAGGGGUGUUCGACAAAAACUACAUGGCUUCAUAUUUAUCUCGCACUAACAUAUUCAUCGUUUCCCUAUUGGCCAUCGCCUGUUUCCUGUUUGCUGCUCGCCUAGUUUUGGUCAUCUGGAGGCACAUCAAGACGCCUCUUUAUAAAGAAGUUGAUCCAGAUGAAAUGUCACCGAUGGAGAUCGCUGACAAACGGAAAGGCAUCUUUAAGUAAAUCUCUCGAUUAACGGAGUAUUAUUUCUUCAGUAGAUGUUUUUAUAAUGUUUUGUAAAUAUUGUAAGAUUGAUGACUUUUGCUUUGGGGAACCUAACAUUCAGCAUAAUCUUGCAUUUAAAGAAGAAAAAUGUAGACAUUACAUUAUUAAUAGCCAAUGCAUUUUUGUAAAAUAUGAAACGUGGGUCAUUUGUUGUCAAUGCUUAUUGCCUUUGCAUUUUUGUACAACUUUUGAAAUAAAUAUUUGU
Cheilinus undulatus (humphead wrasse) is the source of this 1337-nucleotide messenger RNA. RefSeq lists its product as uncharacterized. Lineage: Eukaryota; Metazoa; Chordata; Actinopteri; Labriformes; Labridae. The record is from RefSeq and is a predicted model, not a curated record. Bases 146 to 1090 code for a protein of 314 amino acids. The transcript is spliced from 7 exons.